This is a messenger RNA of Stereum hirsutum FP-91666 SS1, 1474 nucleotides long. RefSeq lists its product as uncharacterized. Gene Ontology annotation, biological process: base-excision repair. Gene Ontology annotation, molecular function: catalytic activity; DNA binding. The record is from RefSeq and is a predicted model, not a curated record. The coding region runs from base 77 to 1396 and encodes 439 amino acids. The transcript is spliced from 4 exons. Gene Ontology annotation, cellular component: nucleus. Lineage: Eukaryota; Fungi; Basidiomycota; Agaricomycetes; Russulales; Stereaceae.
CCGGUAUGAACAGACAUCCCGCGCAGGCAUCAGUUCGCUCUAUUCUGGCUUUGCUUAGUGACUGACAUAGCUCAGCAUGCCUGUGACUCGCUCUACGUCAUCUUCCUCAUCUCGAAGGGUUAAGCUGUCAUCUUCUCAACUUUCGAGCCGUGCGAGUACAGAAAGACCGAGAACGAUGGGUUCUACUAGUAAAAUUAGAAUCAAAACUAUCAUGGAUUCUCCAUCAUGCUCCCGCGACAUAAUCGCGAAACGUUCGACCGGACGCUCGUCUUCCCCUUCCACCUCGCAAGCCGUAGUGACAUCACAUUCAGAGUGGCUGUCUACAGCUCAUUCACUCCUUUUCGAUAUAACGGACACGGAAGAACAGGGCUUUCGCUCAGAACAGGAAAAGGUAUUAAUUCGAACAGCGCAUCUGGAAAUGAUGGAACGAGAGCCAGGAUAUGUCUAUUUCUUCGUUGGAUCUCUCGAGAGGCACGUCAGGUUAUGGCGAGCUAAGCCGCUCUUGAUACAAGAACAAGUGCGGGACGAUCCAUGGCGCGUGUUGGUCGCUGUUAUGCUGCUCAACAAGACAUCAGGCACGAAGGCUAUUCCGAUAUUCUGGGAGCUGAUGGAGAGAUGGCCCAGUGCAAAGGCAAUGACCAAAGCUCAUGAAGAUGAGCUAUGCGAGAUCAUCCGAACCUUAGGCCUCCAGCGAACCCGUUCCGCACGUCUCAUCAAGCUUUCUCAGGCCUACAUUGAUGAACCACCUAUCUUCCCUAUUCUCGUUGCGUCGAAGUUCUUCUCCAAACCAGCUCCUGACAAAGACAUGAGAGUUGCUACUGCCUACGCAACUCCUAGUCCUAGUCCGACGAGAAUUGCUGAAAGAUCGAAAUAUUUCGUGAAGGGCCCUGAUUCAGUAGCCUCUGAUACGCUGCCGAUAUAUCCAUUGGAAACACCCACACCAUCGCCGUCGAACAUCAUCCCUACCUUUCAUGGACGCAACCCCUCUUCACUGCACCUGCCGCUCUCAAAUCCCCCAGCAUGCCCUCUAUCCCCUUCUAAAAAUUCUUCACAGCACUCACUCUCAUCCCCGCAAUGGAGGAUGCAAAAAUCACCUUCGAAACCUGGAGCCUCUCUCGCCAGUCCAAUCUCGCAUCUUCCGGGAAGCGGAAAGUAUGCAAUCGACUCGUACAGAAUAUAUUGUGGUGGUAUCGCUGGAGAUGACGAAUGGAGGCAUGUUCGACCAGAGGAUAAGGAGCUGGUUCGAUACCUCAAAUGGCGUUGGGCCACCGAGGGAAUCGAAUGGAGUCCGGAAGAAGGUGAAGUCGGACCUGCUAGUGAUGAAUAUUUAGACGACCUCAUUAUAGAUUUGGAGGAGAUGAAGAUGCUCAUGCAGCUGCGGGCUGCGAAAGCCUGACAUUUCUGCGUCAGGAAGGCCAUCAUAGCCGGGGUCUUCGGGUGUCCUUCGCUCAUCUUAUAUGUAUCUAUUAUUUUC